AUGGGUCGGUCGGUUGGGCUCAUCGCCCUGUCGUAUUUGAUCGCCAAUGUCUAUGCCCAGACCGGCUCCGGCAUCAUUGGCUUCGGCAUUUCGCUCUACCCGGACUUGUGCUGCCAAGCAUGCCACGACUCGCUCUCCGCUCUAUACCUGAACUGCACCACAUUCAGCAGCAUGGACAUGAGCGGUAUGGAGGGGAUGAGCAUGUCCGGCAUGAGCAUGCCGAUGGGCACGACCAGCCCCGAAUGUUACGCCUCCAACAAGCCGUGGCUCCAGACCAUGGCCUAUUGCAUCCAGAAGAACUGCAACGCCCACGGAUACCCUGCAGACAAGCAGGCCCAAUGCUUCAGCAAGCAGGCCGUCGCCGGUGCCCCGUCACCGACCUUCCAGGAGAGCCUUCCCUCCGUGGCUCCAACCACCGAGCUCGCUUCAGAUGCCAUGUGGCUCAACGAGACUAGUUUAGUGAACCAGGCCCUCUACGACUCAACCUACGGCACCGACGGAGAGUUUGCCAGGUCUGAGUACUUCCACACCAGAUACUCUGUCGCCCUCUACUUGACUGUCAUCGGCGUGUGCGUCAUCUGUGGCGCCUGGGCCCAGCUGACGAGCGCCAGCCCUGCGCUGUACAAGAAAGUCCAAAGCCUGGCAUUCUGGGCAAAGCUCCGGCAGCACGUCUUCCUUCCAGCCCUGGUCGGCCACCGGCACCUGGAGCCUCUUCCCGGUCAGAUCGGCUAUGUACCGAGCAGGACGCUAAGCGUCUUCAUCGCCGUCUACGUUGUUCUCAAUGUCGUCUUCUCCGCCGUCAGCUUCGGCAGCUACCAGCCCAAUGUCUUCUUCCUUUCCAUGGGAUUCGAGCUCUGCGAGUAUGUCGGCAACCGCACCGGUACCCUCAGUCUUGUCAAUGCGAGCAUCGCCAUCCUGUUCGCCGGCCGCAACAACCUCCUGAUCGCUCUCACGGGAUGGAGCCAGACGACUUUCUUGACCUUGCAUCGCUGGUCUGCACGCGUUGCCACUCUGCAGGCUAUUGUGCACUCCAUAGUCUACACGAUGGCGUACUGGGAACCCGGAUAUGCAGGCUAUUCUGCUUAUGCGGCCAAGGCGGCGGAGCCUUUCUACUGGUGGGGAAUCAUUGCUACGAUCGCCAUAAGCUUAGCGGUCGCUUUUGCGGUGCUGCCGUUCCGCAUCAGGUUCUACGAAACUUUCCUGGCCAUCCACAUCGUCCUCGUCGUCCUCUUCCUCGUGGGGUGCUGGUACCACUUGGUUCCCCACUUCGGCCUUGUCUUUGGCUACCAGACUUGGCUUUACAUCUGCUUCGCCUACUGGGCCUUUGAACGUUUUGCCAGACUUGUUCGCCUUGCUUUUUACAACCUCGGCGGCUCCAAGGCAGAAGUGACGGCUAUUCCCGGUUCCAAUGUGAUGCAGGUGAAGGUUCACCCACGGUCCAUAACAGGGUUCGGCCCGGGUCAGCACAGCUUCCUUUACUUCCCCGCAUCGGGCAAGGUUUGGGAGAGCCACCCUUUCAGUGUUGCAGGGUGGAGGGCUGCAGGUAGUGCUGCGCCUAACGUAUCCGCUCCUGCUUCACCUACAGACGAGAUCAACAAGAAGGACGCCGUCGUGUCGCUGAGCGAGCCACGGAGCCAGGGUGCCCCCUCGGUCACUUUCCUGAUUCGCGCUCACAGCGGCGCCACAGCAUGGCUUCAACGCCAGCUCGCCUCCUCAUCUACCAUCACGACAUCGGUCCUCACAGAGGGACCCUAUGCGGGCCACCGUGCCACUCACCAGUCGCUCCUUGUUGCGGAUACGGUUCUGUGCCUCAUAGGCGGCAUCGGCAUCACCAGCGCGCUCGGCUUCAUCCAGCAGUACGCGAACGCGUCCGCUGGGGAGGCUUCGGGGAAGACGAAGAGAUUUGUUCUGGCCUGGUCCGCUAGGGAGAUGUCACUCAUCGAGCACGUGCGCCACAACUUCCUUGAUAACGUUCCGGGCCUCGAGUGCUCGUUGUACUGUACCAGCACCAGCUCCAGCGACGUGUCCGAACAGAAGACCUCCCUGAACGGAUCUGACGCUGCGGCAGCGGGCGUAAUCAUGAGCAGGAUGGAUGUCGGCGCCGUGAUACGUUCACACCUCGAGACGGACCACCAGACAACCGUUCUAGUCUGCGGCCCGGGCCAAAUGGCAGACGAGGCCACUAUGCACGUCGUCAACGGCGUUAGGGAUGGCUUCAGGGUGGAUCUGGUUGAAGAGGCUUUCACCUGGUAG
This is a messenger RNA of Colletotrichum navitas, 2253 nucleotides long. RefSeq names its product ferric reductase like transmembrane component. The transcript has 3 exons. Gene Ontology annotation, molecular function: ferric-chelate reductase activity. NCBI's taxonomy places the organism in Eukaryota, Fungi, Ascomycota, Sordariomycetes, Glomerellales, Glomerellaceae. Bases 1 to 2253 code for a protein of 750 amino acids. Gene Ontology annotation, cellular component: plasma membrane. Gene Ontology annotation, biological process: copper ion import; iron ion transport; intracellular iron ion homeostasis. The record is from RefSeq and is a predicted model, not a curated record.